Messenger RNA from Drosophila willistoni, 2746 nucleotides. Its product is annotated as xenotropic and polytropic retrovirus receptor 1. Gene Ontology annotation, cellular component: cytoplasm; plasma membrane; Golgi apparatus. Gene Ontology annotation, biological process: phosphate ion transport; cellular response to phosphate starvation. The transcript is spliced from 5 exons. Gene Ontology annotation, molecular function: inositol hexakisphosphate binding. NCBI's taxonomy places the organism in Eukaryota, Metazoa, Arthropoda, Insecta, Diptera, Drosophilidae. The record is from RefSeq and is a predicted model, not a curated record. Bases 135 to 2126 code for a protein of 663 amino acids.
GUCAUUGAGUUUGAAAAAAAAAAUGUCCGAAUUUGUUAAAUUAUAUUAUUCAAAUAUUAGCCUGUCAGUGUCAGCCUCAGCAGCUAGCCUUUAAGCCGCUGUAGGCGGCUGCGGCUCCCAGAAGGCUAAGAGAAAUGAAAUUUGGUAAAACUUUUGAGACACAUUUGACCAUUGAAUGGCGUCAGCAAUAUAUGAGAUAUACGGAACUAAAUGCUUUGAUAAGACAGGGCGUUGAAGGAGCACCGCGUUCCGAAAGCUCUCGUAGUUAUGAAACUCAUGCCUAUUUCAAAGCCUUCGAGGAGGCAUUUUUCAAUGAGCUCCAGAACGAAUUGUCCCGGGUUAAUAACUUUUUUCUCGAAAAACUGGCAGAGGCGCGACGUAAGAAUGGCACUUUAAAGUUACAACUUUUGGCUGAGGUUCGGGCACCCGGUCAUGAGGCCAGUACCGGGUCCCUAAGUCCGCCCGAAGCGCCUGGAUCUGCCCGGUCAAGACGAAAUCGGAUUCGAAAUGCAUCCAAUCGUAAAUUGAUGACGCAACGGCAAUUGCGUAAUUCUUAUGCAGAGUUCUAUUUGAGUUUGGUGUUAUUACAAAAUUUUCAAUCGCUUAAUGAGACUGGUUUUCGAAAAAUCUGCAAGAAAUAUGAUAAAUAUUUGAAAUCCCUAAUGGGUAAUGAGUGGUUCCAUCGCAAUGUGGGACCAGCUGCUUUUACCGAUGGCCGCACUUUGCAAGGGCUCCUUGUCGAGGUGGAAGAUCUGUAUACGCAUUAUUUGGCGGGUGGUGAUCGAGCCAAAGCAAUGACCAAGUUAAGAGUGCCACCAUUAGGAGAACCGACGGCUCCAAGUUUGGUUUUUCGUGCCGGUUUGGCAUUGGGCAUGUUUCUAAUGCUGGCUAUGGCCACUAUAAUUAGUUAUUGGAAACGUCAACCUUCGCAGGCAAAUUUGGUGGCCUUUAUGCAUCUGUAUCGAGGUCCCUUCGCCUGGGUCAUAUUCAAUUUUUUUAUGGCCGCCAAUGUGGCGGGCUGGCAGCGUGCAGGAGUGAAUCAUAUAUUGAUCUUUGAGAUUGAUCCUAGAAGUCAUUUGCAGCCGGCUACAUUUCUAGAGAUAGCCUGUACCUUUGGCAUUCUGUGGUCCCUGUCGAUAUUAGGAUUUCUCUUUCAUGAUCUGAUAAGGGUCGCGGAUCCCUUUGUUUUUCCAUUGGCCUUGAUAUUGAUAUUUCUCUUACUGUUGAUUAAUCCAUUGCCCAUUCUCAAUUGGCCAGCUCGUUGGUGGACGAUACGCUUGGUGGGUCGUGUGAUUGCCGCUCCGUUUUAUUAUGUGGGUUUCGCUGAUUUCUGGAUGGGCGAUCAGAUGAAUUCGUUGGUCAUUUGCAUGGCUGAUUCGUAUUAUAUAGUGCGAUUCUAUGCCAGUUGUUGGCUUCGAUAUGCCGAAGUGGCCUUCUGCUUCAAGGAGGAUAUGUUUGUGCCAAUAUCAAGAUGCUUGCCAGCGUGGUUUCGGUUUGCUCAAUGCUUCAGAAGAUUCAGGGACAGUGGAUCCAAGUCAGUUGAUUACUUGAUUAAUGCUGGCAAAUAUUCAACCACAUUUUUUGUUGUCUUCUUUUCGACAAUGCGCAUGCAUACAGAGAGCGGCUAUUCCAAUACCUUUCGCAAUCCAUAUACCUGGCUCUUUAUCGCCAGCUACAUUGUGUCCACACUCUAUUGCUAUCUGUGGGAUAUUAUCAAGGAUUUUGGUCUAUUUCGCAUAUUUAAGGGCGAACAUAUGUUUCUACGCGAAAAGUUAGUGUAUCCUCAGUCCUUUUACUAUUUUGCGAUUAUUGAAAAUUUAGUGCUGCGUAGUUAUUGGGCAUUUGAGUUUUUGGCUCUUCAUCAUAAUCUAAUAACUCCGUAUAAUGCUAAAACCCUUGGCAGCAUUUUCGAGAUAACACGACGAUUCAUUUGGAAUUAUAUACGCUUGGAGAAUGAGCAUCUGUAUAAUUGCGGCAACUUUAGAGCCACGCGUGAUAUCCACCUGGCCAGAUUGAAUCCGCGACAAGAGCGUAUGCUCGAGGAUAUGAUGGACGAAUCGGAUGGUGUAACAAACCGCAGAAAGCGAACAGAUCAACGUACCCGUCUUGGCAAGGAAUAUUUCUGACCCUUUUCUCGAUUCUCGGUGGCAGCUGUUUUGUUUUCCAUUUUAUUGAAGGUAGAGAGAGAGAGGGAAAUUUGGAUCCUUCUGAUGCUCUUGAUACGGAUCAACAAACGAUGACGAUGAUGACGACCAAGACCACUUUGCCGUUAAUGUUAAUGGCCCCUGUCGUCUGGCUUUGGCUUUAAUUAAUUCAUUUGUGCAAAAAAAAAAAAAAACAAAAAAUGAAAUGAACAAAAAAAAAGGAAAAAAAAAAGAGAAAGAGGCAAUGGAGACACGCGCCAAACCGGUUGAACAGCUGCACCCAAAAGCCUUAGCCAAGCCAACUCCUUCUAUUUAUAUAUAUAUACGUGUAUAUCUGCCUCAAACCCAUGAACAAUUGUCAUUGCUGGCUGGCUGCCUGGUUAGUUGAAUGUUGUUGUUGUUGUUGGACAUAUUUUUCUAAUUCUUUCUUUUUUUUGCGCGCGCGCUUUGCCAUUUAAUUGUCUUAAUUUGAUUUGGUGAAAUUGGAACUAAGAAUUGUGAAUGCGGAUUUGCUUCCUAUAUACAAGUUUCAAAUGUUCUUUUAUAUAUAAAGAUGCAUGACUUUUGGCUUAUAAAUUAAAAGCAUUUUUUUUUUUAAAUUA